AUGGCCGAAGAGCAUGUGCUAUGCUGGCACAACAUUGAGGCGCUGCGCCGGCAGGUCCUGAGCUUCUUAAGCCCGCGCGAGAUCCUCCGUGCAUCAAGCACAAGUCGUGGCUUCCGCUUCGCUGCCCAGCACGUCGAUGCCAUCAGCCUCGUGCAGGCCACGCCGAUGAACACCAGCCUCGCCCACGUCGCACGCUUCUUCCGCGGCGCACGGCAGCUGCGCCUGACGCAGUGCUACCUGCCCACAGACAGCUUGCACGCGCUAGCUACGUUUGCGCACCUCCGCGACCUCGAUCUUUCGGACGUCGCCUUUCUCCAAGACGGCCACGUCGCCGCCAUCACACGCGGUGCGUCGCAGCUCACAUCCUUGACUGUUGUGAGCUGCCACUUGCUCGCCCACGUGCAUAUUUUCGCGCCACGCUCGCUGUCCCAUGUGCGCUUUGAGCGCAACAUGAACCUCAAGCAGCUCCAGAUUAGCGGCGACAACGUGGUCGUGACGCACCUGACCGUCACCGCGUCCGCUACGUUCCAGCAAGCUGACGCGCUUGUCCACGCACUGCCGUCGCUGACGCACGCUUCGUUUGCCGAGUGCGGCAUGCUCAGCCGCUUUGUGCUAGCGUCCGAGCAUCCGUCGUUGCAGGGCUUGGACCUUUCUCGGUGUCAUGUGCUCCUCGUUGUCGAUGUCCACACUCCACAGCUCCAGCGACUGGAGACCGAAGGCUCGAUGCAGCUAACGCACUUGGCCGUGCGCUCGUCUUGCCUUCGAAGGCUGGAGGCGUGCGUGAUGCUACACUUGCAGUCGGUCGCACUCGACUGCCCCGCCCUUGUGAAGCUCAACCUCACGGGGGCGUCACGCCUGACAGCGCGCGGUCUUCAGCUCCAAUGUCCGCAGCUCAAGCGCCUCCUUGUGCACAGUACAUCCCCUAUCCACGCCGACGACUUUGUGCAUCGAUGA
Saprolegnia parasitica CBS 223.65 is the source of this 954-nucleotide messenger RNA. RefSeq lists its product as hypothetical. The record is from RefSeq and is a predicted model, not a curated record. The transcript has 2 exons. Gene Ontology annotation, cellular component: SCF ubiquitin ligase complex. Gene Ontology annotation, molecular function: protein binding. Lineage: Eukaryota; Oomycota; Saprolegniomycetes; Saprolegniales; Saprolegniaceae. The coding region runs from base 1 to 954 and encodes 317 amino acids. Gene Ontology annotation, biological process: SCF-dependent proteasomal ubiquitin-dependent protein catabolic process.